AUGGUGGAGACGAUCACGACUGCAGUGCAAGACGUCUUCCCGUGGACUCGGAGCCAUAAGCACUGGGUGGUUAUAGGAAUGAGCUGCAUCGGGUUCCUCCUGGGACUCAGCAUGUGCUUUGACGGUGGUUUCUAUAUGUUUGUCCUAUUUGACAAUUACUCUGCCACUUGGUCUCUCAUGAUACUCUCCAUCUUAGAAGUUCUUCUCAUCGCUUACGUCUAUGGAUAUGACAAGUUCAAGGAGAAUCUGGCUGAGAUGAUGGGACCCAAUAAUUUGUUCUUCGAUUACUACUGGUCAAUCACUUGGCGUUUCGUCUCACCUAUAACACUCACUGUGCUUAUGUUCCUCACGUGGAUACAGUACACCCCCGUAAAAGUGGGAGACUAUGCGUUCCCAUCCGAAAUUGAGGGACUUGGAUGGUGCAUGGCUUUCAUAUCUAUCCUCCCAGUACCGAUUUUCGCCGGGUAUCAAAUCCACAAGGCAAAGAAGGAAUCAAAGCCUCAAAUUUCAGUGUGGCAAGUUCAAGACUCCUUCUACGACCACGCGCGGGAGUCCAGCUCUGUAGAGUUCUUUGGAGAUAUUCAGAGAAAUGGGAAGAAAAUAGAAGAAAGCUACGACAAUUCUGACUUCAAUAGUGGUGCUCUGUCUCGGUCUAAGCCUGCACGUUCGUAUGGCUACGUCAAUGAAGACGCUGCCACUCACAUGUGAUCUGCAAGCACAAGUUUCUGGAGAUUCUGUCACAUUCAAUCCACC
Messenger RNA from Darwinula stevensoni, 753 nucleotides. The record is from the annotation of a GenBank genome assembly. NCBI's taxonomy places the organism in Eukaryota, Metazoa, Arthropoda, Ostracoda, Podocopida, Darwinulidae.